GUAUAAUAUGCUAUAUUUAAAGCAGAUGUAUGCUUAGUAUUAUUUAUAUUUAUUACUCUAUCAUAACGUUGACUUUGUUUUGACAAACAAAAGGUGGAAGUGAUGGAUCCGCACAAGCAGAAUGCAAUGCAAUUGUCUUAUGUUCAAGGAUGUUUGUCUAGAUUUUACAGAACUUAUGGAAGAUGGGCUGCUAGAAAGCCCAGUAUUGUCCUUUGUUCCUCAUUAGCAAUUGUUCUUUUGCUUUGUUUGGGUUUGCUUCGUUUCAAGGUGGAAACACAACCUGAAAAGUUAUGGGUAGGUCCUGGAAGUAAGGCAGCAGAAGAGAAAGACUUUUUUGAUAGCCACCUGGCUCCAUUUUACAGAAUCGAACAGCUCAUAAUAGCCACAAUCCCUGAAUCUGUGCAUGGCAAGCCACCAAGUAUCAUAACAGAAGACAAUAUUCAACUGCUUUUCGAAAUACAGGAAAAGGUCGAUGGAAUUCGUGCAAAUUAUUCUGGUUCAUUCGUAUCUCUGAGCGACAUUUGCUUGAAGCCUUUAGGCGAUGACUGUGCCACCCAAAGCAUUUUGCAGUAUUUUCAAAUGGACCCUGACAAUUAUGACAACUUUGGAGGUGUCGAACACGCCGAGUAUUGCUUUCAGCAUUACACUUCUACAGAAACAUGCUUUAGUGCAUUUAAGGCUCCCCUUGAACCAACUACUGCCCUGGGAGGGUUUUCCGGGAACAAUUAUUCUGAGGCCUCAGCAUUUAUUAUCACGUACCCUGUCAAUAAUGCAAUCGCAAAAUUUGGAGAUGAGAACGGGAAGGCAACUGCUUGGGAAAAAGCUUUCAUCCAGUUAGCUAAGGAGGAAUUGCUCCCAAUGGUGCAAUCUAGCAAUCUUACUUUGUCUUUCUCUUCGGAAAGUUCAAUUGAGGAAGAAUUAAAGAGAGAAAGCACUGCUGAUGUCAUUACAAUACUCGUGAGCUAUAUUGUAAUGUUUGCCUAUAUAUCAGUGACACUGGGAGAUACACCACAUCAUAUAUCUUCUUUCUACCUCUCGACCAAGGUAUUGCUUGGUCUUUCGGGAGUUCUGCUUGUUAUGCUUUCAGUCCUUGGUUCAGUUGGAUUUUUCAGUGCUUUUGGAGUAAAAUCAACACUAAUCAUAAUGGAAGUUAUACCUUUUCUGGUUUUAGCUGUUGGUGUCGAUAACAUGUGUAUAAUCGUAGAUGCUGUGAAACGGCAACCCUUAGAUAUACCAAUAGAAGAACAAAUAAGCAAUGCAAUGGGGGAAGUUGGACCAUCCAUAACACUUGCCAGCUUAUCAGAGGUUCUAGCAUUUGCUGUAGGAUCAUUUGUUUCUAUGCCUGCAUGCCGUGUUUUCUCGAUGAUUGCAGCUUUGGCGGUUCUGCUGGAUUUUCUUCUACAAAUCACUGCUUUUGUUGCUUUGGUUACAUUAGACUUUGAGAGAGCUAAGGAUGACAGGGUUGACUGCUUCCCAUGCAUUAAGUUGAACCGACACUCUAUGGAGCAUACUGAAGGAACUAGGCAGGAAACAGAUGGACUACUGACACGGUAUAUGAAGGAGGUUCACGCACCAUUUCUUGGACUAUGGGUUGUUAAAAUCUUGGUCAUUGCCAUAUUUGGUGCAUUUACCUUAGCAAGCAUUGCAUUAUGCACCAGGAUUGAACCUGGUCUUGAGCAACAGAUUGCUCUUCCGCGGGACUCCUACCUUCAGGGUUAUUUCAGUAACAUUUCUGAGUACCUCAGAGUGGGACCACCAUUGUAUUUUGUUGUGAAAGACUACAAUUACAGUUUGGAAUCGAAACAUACAAACCAGCUAUGCUCCAUUAGCCAAUGUGAUUCAAAUUCUCUUUUAAAUGAGAUAUCUAGAGCAUCAUUGGUACCGAAGUCAAGCUACAUUGCCAAGCCUGCUGCCUCAUGGCUUGAUGAUUUCCUUGUAUGGAUAUCACCUGAAGCUUUUAGUUGCUGUCGGAAAUUCACAAAUGACUCAUAUUGUCCACCUGAUGAUCAGCCACCUUGCUGUUUCCCAGAUGAAGGACCGUGUGAGUUGGGUGGAGUGUGCAAAGACUGUACAACAUGUUUCCGUCACUCGGAUUUGGUAAAUGAUCGUCCAUCUACAGCACAGUUCAAAGAGAAGCUUCCCUGGUUUCUUGAUGCACUGCCAUCAGCUGAUUGUGCAAAGGGUGGCCAUGGAGCAUACACCAACAGUGUAGAUCUCAAUGGUUACAAGGGUGGUGUCAUACAAGCUUCUGAAUUCCGUACUUAUCAUACACCACUUAAUAGACAAGGUGACUAUGUUAAUGCAAUAAGAGCUGCAAGGGAGUUUUGCUCUAGAAUUUCUGCGUCUUUAAAGAUGGAUGUAUUUCCGUACUCGGUAUUUUAUAUCUUCUUUGAACAAUAUUUGGAUGUAUGGAAGAUAGCCCUGAUCAACAUUGCGAUAGCACUGGGUGCUGUUUUUGUUGUUUGUUUGGUCAUCACAUCAAGCGUGUGGAGUUCAACAAUCAUAUUACUUGUUCUUCUCAUGAUAAUUCUGGACCUCUUGGGUGUAAUGGCGAUUCUGGGUAUUCAACUAAAUGCGGUGUCUGUUGUAAACCUGAUUAUGUCAAUAGGGAUUGCUGUGGAAUUUUGUGUGCAUAUAGCCCAUGCAUUCAUGGUAAGUUCAGGGGAUAGGAGCCAACGAGCAAGGACAGCAUUGUGUACCAUGGGGGCUUCUGUAUUCAGUGGAAUCACACUUACAAAAUUAGUUGGAGUUCUGGUCCUUUGCUUCUCAACAUCAGAAAUUUUUGUGGUGUAUUACUUUCAAAUGUAUCUGGCCUUGGUUAUCAUUGGCUUCUUGCAUGGUCUGGUGUUUUUACCAGUGGUAUUAAGCCUGUUUGGUCCUCCAUCAAGAUAUACAGAUAUAAAGGAGUAGCUACAAGACAUGUCUUCCGCUUUCAGCAAAACAACCUCUACAAUCAAAUUGAAUUUUAACAAGUUUGCUUCAGUCCGACAACAUACACGACAACAUAUACAUCGAACAAGAAAAUUUGUUUUGACCAUAGAGGAUUAAUAUUAUCUUUUCUUUUGACUUCUAAAAAGGCUUAUGCUUAUACAUCUCAACAUUGUCGGAAAAACUUCGUACUAAAGUUUACUUAGUUAAGAUGUUAUGGUAGGACUCACUAACAGUUAGUUUAGUUUAGUAUUUAUUUGAUUCAACAUCGUAUGUCGAUAAAUUUACCCAUUUUCAAAAAUUAUUUGUAUUGUAAUUUACUAUUGUUAUAUUUUAUAAACAAUGUUAUGUAAGAA
This is a messenger RNA of Vicia villosa (hairy vetch), 3284 nucleotides long. RefSeq lists its product as uncharacterized. Gene Ontology annotation, molecular function: lipid carrier activity. The transcript has 31 exons. Gene Ontology annotation, cellular component: membrane. Lineage: Eukaryota; Viridiplantae; Streptophyta; Magnoliopsida; Fabales; Fabaceae. Bases 103 to 2910 code for a protein of 935 amino acids. The record is from RefSeq and is a predicted model, not a curated record.